UAUUAGUGUCGAUCAAAAUGUGAAUUUAUGAUUGGCACUAAAUAUAUUACAUAUAAUUAAUCAGUAGGCAAAAUUAAUAAUUCAGGAUAAAAAAAAUAAAAAUGAUUUGACAGUAGUUAUUAGUAGUUUGUACAAAAAUAAUUGUCGUAUCUUUUGAGAAAGUAAAUGAAACAUCUCUUGUGAAAAGCAAAUAAGAAUUUUAAAUAGUUACCAACUCAAGAGAAACUCCUAGUUCUAUGGUGAUUUCUGUAAAUUAUGCAAUGAGAAAACACAGAUCUUCUAUACUAUGCCGUUAUUUCGACGAAAAUCAGCUGCUCCAGCAUUACCUCGAACUAGUUCCAUAUCUGUAUAUGGGCAAGGAAGAGCUCAGGCUCUACAGAGAUCUAAGCAUUCUGACAAGAGCUCAACAUCAGGCUCUUUUUCUAGCAUUGACCUGGAUGACAGACCUCACCCACUUGCCUUUGCGGAGGCCACAUUCGACCCCAGUCUACCCAUCAAAACUAAAUCUCGUCUGUCAAAGGAUAUAGAAGAGAUUCUUCAUGAUAAUGCUGCUUUGGCUUACUUUAUCCAGUUCAUGGAUGCUCAAAAGGCUAAGCAUCUGGUUAAAUUCUGGCUUGAAGCAGAAAGUUUUAGAAUAUCUGCCGAAAUAAAAGAAAAGAACCAGAUUAAAAAGCUUGAGGAGCCUCUGACUGCUGAUGCAAGUGUACCUGUUAUAGUGUCAGAUAGCACAGGAAGCAGUGGUUAUGUGUCAGACAAAUCAGAUAAAGUCUUCCAAAGCUCUAGUCAUACUAUUUCCUCUGAUCUGAAUAAAACAAACUCUGAGAGGGAAGAAGUCUCUAAAGUUGUAAUAAAUAAAAAAGUACCUUCUGUAAAUACGAUUGAUACGAAUUCUGUUCCUCCUGUAAGUGACCAUAGGGACACAAAUGAAACAGACUCUUUGAGUGAUAAUACUCUGAAAGCUAAAUUAGGGAAGGUAGUGCAACAGAGCUCUUCUGUGGAUUCUGGUUGUGAGGAUCGAUCUAAAGACUCAAAUCUGAGUGUUGAAUUUGCAGUAGAGGAUGAUUUCAACGAGGACCAAUCAACUCAACUUAAUAGUGCACAAAAUAAUGCUAAAUUAUCUACAGAUCACAAAUUAAAGGGUGAUAAUUCUAUGAAUGGGCCUUGUGAUGAAAUUAAAUCUACAAAAGUGUUGACAGAUGGGCUUGUUAGGUUGGAAACCAGCACAGAGCAGGAUGCAAAUGCUAUAUACUCAAAGUACAUUGCUCCUGAUGCUCCUUAUCCUAUAGGUGUUUCGAAUGAGCUUAGAUUAGCAAUAAAAAACAGUAUAUUCAAACCUUCUGGUGAUGUUGAUUCCAAAUGUUUUGUACCUGCUCAGGAAUUUGUUGUCAAAAAAAUGGACAAUGAGUAUUACCCAAAUUUUUUACGUAGUAGUUUCCACUGUAAGCAUCAAAUAGAUGUAUUGACCAGUGGUAACGUCUUUCUUGCCGAUGUUCUUUACAAUGAUUCUGCCCUUUUCUUUUUCAUGGAGUUCAUGGAGCAAGAAGGAGUUCGACAUUUGGUAGAUUUUUUACUAACUGCUGAUAAUUUUCGAAAGCAGUUGCUGGCAAAGCAAGGCAAUUAUGAUGGAAUGCAAGCCCAAGCAGAUGCUAUGGUUUUGUAUGACAAAUAUUUUUCUUUACAAGCCACAAUACCUCUAGGUUUUAGUGAUUCAGUACGUUUUGAAUUGGAAGCUAAUAUAUGUCAAGAGAAAGGUCCUGAUCCUGAUUGCUUUUUGAAGCCAGUUAAAAUUUUAACUCAGUAUUUAGAAAAGACUUAUCUACUUCAAUUUUUGAGCAGCCAACUUUAUUUCAAGUACAUUUCUGAAUGCAUCAUCAUUAUUCAAAAUGAUGGUGCUGAUUCAUCAUCACAUCAAAAAUCUACAGGUAGCGAUAGUGGAAGUGAACAAAGCCUUCCAAUUUCAUCCAUCAAUACUUUACUGGCGAUGGAUGGCAAACAACCUGGUACUUCUAAAGCUAAAAGUGCUGACUCACAAGAGAUGAGGAUAGAUAUGUUCCAAUUUAAACCUGAAGCACUGUGGCAAAGACCAUUAGCUGGCAAACUCCAGAUGGCACAUGUUGAUCACCUUGGAAGAGUAACAACUGAGUUUGAGCCUCCAGAUCCUGAUAAAAAGAAAGGAGAAUCUAAAAUUUCAAAGGCAAUGAAAAAACUAGUCAAUUGGGAAGAAGACAAAAACCAAGAAGAAAUGGCUUGGAAAGUUGCGGAAAUGAUUGUUAAAGAUAUAUGCAGUGUUACGAUGCCAGAUUCUAAGUAUCCUAUUACAACAGAAAAUUCCCAAGGUUUGCAGUCCUCAUCAUGAUGGCUCCUGAUGGAAUUAUGAUUAUUCAAGUCUGAAUGAUUUUAAGAAAUUUCAAGUUUUUACAAAUAUGUUAGAUUCAAUUGUGAUAUGGACCAUUUUAUUUUCUGCCAAGCUUUAUUUUCUCCCUACUCUUUAACUCUGCUUACUUUUGUUUGAAUCACCUAUGGUAAAGGUCACAUCAACAGGUGUACAGUAUACAGUUAUAUAAAGAUAAUAAGUAUUUUGAUUUAA
Molecule: messenger RNA, 2587 nt
Organism: Argiope bruennichi
Lineage: Eukaryota; Metazoa; Arthropoda; Arachnida; Araneae; Araneidae
Gene: pkaap
Product: A-kinase anchor protein 10, mitochondrial-like
Exons: 14
Coding region: 287-2356 (689 amino acids)
Biological process (GO): intracellular protein localization
Cellular component (GO): plasma membrane
Molecular function (GO): protein kinase A binding
Source: RefSeq, a predicted model, not a curated record